Molecule: messenger RNA, 1928 nt
Organism: Amaranthus tricolor (Joseph's coat)
Lineage: Eukaryota; Viridiplantae; Streptophyta; Magnoliopsida; Caryophyllales; Amaranthaceae
Product: berberine bridge enzyme-like 8
Exons: 1
Coding region: 133-1770 (545 amino acids)
Molecular function (GO): oxidoreductase activity; FAD binding
Source: RefSeq, a predicted model, not a curated record
ACUUCAUUAUUAGAACGACCCUACACACUAUGUCAUCAAAUUCUUGAGGGCAUGUGCUUAUUAAAGAGAGCCAAUUGAAUGCAACAUAAUUCUGUACCUUAUUCACUAAAUCUCUAAUCACUAGUAAGAGAAAUGACUAGGGAUUCAAUCAAGCAAGAAUACCCAAAUGGAAAUGGGCAAGUUCCCAUUUCAAAUUUCAACCUACUUAAUCUCAACGAUACACUUGUUCAAUCUCUUAUAAAUCAUCACAAAAAUGUUGUAUUAUCCUCAACAAAAACUCCAAUUGAUCCAAUUUCUUCACUCAUCUACACCAAAGAAAACCCUAAUUAUACUACAAUCCUAAAUUCCCACAUUAGAAAUCUUAGAUUCAUAACUCCAAGUACCCCAAAACCAAUCCUAGUUCUAACCCCAACUCAUGCAUCCCACAUUCAAGCAUCCAUUCAAUGGGCUAAAAAACAUAACAUACUCAUCAAAAUCCGAAGUGGUGGGCAUGACUAUGAGGGCUUAUCCUACGUAUCUCGAGACAAUCAAAAACAGCCCUUCUUCCUCCUCGACAUGUUUAAUCUUCGAAACAUCGAAAUCAACAUAAAAAAUGAAACCGCAUGGGUUCAAACUGGUGCAACCCUAGGGGAACUUUUUUAUGAAAUUUCUAAAAAUAGUAAUGUGCAUGGUUUCCCUGCAGGAGUUUGCCCUAGUGUGGGUGUAGGAGGGCAUAUUAGUGGAGCCGGGUAUGGGAAUAUGAUGAGAAAAUAUGGAACUACAGCUGAUAAUGUAAUAGAUGCUCAAAUAAUAGAUGUUCAUGGUAGGUUACUCGAUCGUCAAGCAAUGGGUGAGGAUCUAUUUUGGGCUAUUCGUGGUGGUGGUGGAGCUAGUUUCGGUGUUAUUUUAUCGUACAAGAUAAAACUUGUACGUGUACCCGAAAUAGUUACAGUUUUUCGUGUGACGAAAAAUAUACAAGAGAAUAGUAAUGCUACUCAAGUGUUUCUUGAAUGGCAAGAAAUCUCAAAUACAAUUGAUGAAGAUUUGUUCAUAAGAUUAAUGGUGGAUGUAGUGGACUUGGAAAAGGGACAAAAGACAAUAAGUUUGACAUUUGUUGCAUUGUUCUUAGGAGAUUCAAAAAGGCUUGUUUGUUUGAUGAAAGAAAAGUUUCCUAAAUUAAUGUUGAAAAAAUCAGAUUGUCAAGAAAUGACAUGGGUUGAAUCUGUUCUUUUUUGGGGUGAUUAUCCAAAUGGUACACCAACUGAAGCUCUUCUUAAUAGGUACCCUUUAAAAUUAAGUCAUCUAACAAGGAAAUCUGAUUAUGUCAAAGAACCAAUCUCGAAAAUCGAAUUUGAAUUGAUAUGUAACAAGAUGAUUGAGCUUGAAAGUCCUAGGAUGAUAUUCAAUCCUUAUGGAGGGAGGAUGAGUGAAAUUUGUGAAAGUGCAAUUCCAUUCCCACAUAGGAAAGGCAACUUGUUUAAGAUUCAAUAUUUAGCUAAUUGGGAUGAGAAAGGUAAGGAUAAAGAGAUACAUUACAUAGAAUUCGUUAGGAAGUUGUAUAGUUUUAUGUCUCCUUAUGUUUCUAAGUACCCAAGACAAUCAUAUCUCAACUAUAGGGAUCUUGAUUUGGGUAAAAAUAGACAUGAUGGUGCUCUUAGUUAUUUGGAAGGGAGAAAGUAUGGGAUUCAAUAUUUCAAAGACAAUUUUGAUAGGUUGGUUAAGGUUAAAACAUUGGUUGAUCCUCAUAAUUUCUUUAGGAAUGAUCAAAGUAUUCCGACUCUUCCUAUAUAGGAGUCACUUACAUUGUAUUGUUUUACAAAUUUAUUUCAAUUGUCUUAUCUAUUUUUGUCUUGUAUGAACGUGCUUUGCCUUUCUAAUAAAUCAGAUUGGGCUAUUUUUGUUGUGAAGUAAUUAACUUGUCUUAAUUCUACUUUUUUUUAAUAAUAAGG